This is a messenger RNA of Hermetia illucens (black soldier fly), 1595 nucleotides long. RefSeq lists its product as uncharacterized. Gene Ontology annotation, biological process: protein polyubiquitination. Gene Ontology annotation, cellular component: nucleus. Gene Ontology annotation, molecular function: protein binding. NCBI's taxonomy places the organism in Eukaryota, Metazoa, Arthropoda, Insecta, Diptera, Stratiomyidae. The record is from RefSeq and is a predicted model, not a curated record. The transcript has 5 exons. The coding region runs from base 1 to 1338 and encodes 445 amino acids.
AUGGAUUGUCAGAUGCAAUUUGUCAUACACCCCCAAACAAAACAAACUCCAGCCAGGUCCGAUGAGAGAUUUUCACUAAUAAUGGCUGCGUGCUUGACAGACUCCCAAAGCGACGCAUUGAGCGAUUGCCUAACGGACAGCGAACUAGAGGAAGACGACGGCACAUCCGAACAAUUCGAAUUUCCGAAUAGCACGACCUGCUGGGUAUGCAACGGUUACUACGGGCCCAACUUUGGCGAACCAAUAUGCGGCACUUGUCACGCAUUCCUCUACCCAACAAACCCCAAUGAGGAGCAGGAAUUUGCUACGGAACUGUCAGACAACGAAGACUCCGGAAACGACGAGCCUCCAUUCACGGCGGCGGACAAGGAGCGACAGGAACGCGAGGAGAAAACUGAUCACGAACGUGAUUUGCCCGCGCUUGAAAUUCCAGGACUGCUGAAUAAUGAUCCCUCCGAGGACGACGUGGUCCUGGUCAAUGAGCGCUUUCCAAUCCGACGACCCAGCCCGGCACCUCCCAGGGAACUUUCUCAAUACAUGGAGCUUCUCUCGGUUCCGCAAAAUUUCGAUAAAUCAGAAAUGAAAAUCACUUCGCUUCCCGUCGAGGUGCUAAUAUCGAUUUUCUCAUAUUUGGACGACAUUUCACUGUGGAAUGUGAGCGAGGUGUGCCGACAAUGGAAGGGAAUCCUCGAAAUGAACACGACCCAGAUCAUGUGGCGAAAAUAUUUGAAGGAGCGCUGGCCACUCUUUCAGAAUCUCGUCGAAGUUCCAAAUUGGCUUCUGAUGUACUCCUCCCUCAUGUCUUCGUGCUUCUGCCGGACAUGCCUCCUUCAAAUGGCACUCAAAUCCCCAGAGAGCGGAAGAGAGAACGCCAUUCGCAUGAAUCGUUUGCGGUUCGAGUCACGCUCUUUGAACUACGACGCUUCGGAAGGCAUCGAGGCCCUGCCACUGGACAAACACAAUUCACAUUGGCAAGCGACGAUUUUGGGACCCGCGGGCAGUCCCUACGAAGGCGGGAAGUUCUUUCUUUACAUUUAUUUCCCCGAUUCUUAUCCGAUGCUGCCACCCAUUGUUCGCUUCUUAACCAAAAUUCUGCAUCCAAACGUGUCACGGCACGGAGACGUCGGGAUUGAUAUCAUCCAACACAACUGGUCGAUUGCGCUGACAGUGUCGAAGUUGCUGCUUUCGGUACAGAGCCUUCUUACGGAUCCGUUCACCGAAAUCUGUAUGGAACCCGAACUGGGUGUUAUGUACGAGCACGACCGACAACGAUAUGAAACGCUGGCCCGAAGCUGGACAUGGAAAUUCGCAAUGUUCGAAGUGAUACCUCCUCGAUAAUGACGGGAGACCGAUUGAGACUGUUCUUAGUUUGUAAUUUUUUAAUAUUUAGGAUAGAAUUAAGAUUCGUCCUGGAGGCCCUGCAGAGAGGUCCAUUGGACUGCAAGUGGUAGGUAUCGUCGCAGAUAUUUGUACACAUAUCGUUUCAUUUGAUCGUGAGAAAUGAUUUCGCUCAUUCAGUUCGUAAUUUGUGCAAAAAGUCAGGAAGUUUGUGUAUCCAAUAAAUAAGCACUCGCCACUUUUGGAGUAAUCUAGAA